Diaporthe batatas is the source of this 2249-nucleotide messenger RNA. RefSeq lists its product as uncharacterized. Lineage: Eukaryota; Fungi; Ascomycota; Sordariomycetes; Diaporthales; Diaporthaceae. The record is from RefSeq and is a predicted model, not a curated record. Gene Ontology annotation, cellular component: fungal-type cell wall. Gene Ontology annotation, biological process: fungal-type cell wall polysaccharide metabolic process. The coding region runs from base 1194 to 2075 and encodes 293 amino acids. The transcript is spliced from 2 exons.
CGGCUGGCUCCCUGGGUAAAUCGCGAGAUCUAUUCUCAGAUCAGCCACCUCACUCGGUCAAUCAUUUCCCUUGACCUCGCAGUCGACUCCAUCCAGCCCGUCCCGCUCACCCACCCGCUGCGCCUUUGUCUUCUCCAUCGGCCGACCAACGGGCAGGAGGGCAGGUGGGCAGGUGGGCUGCCACAAUACCAACGUCGUCACAAGGUUUUUGACACGUCUGCCAACCCUGUCCAGGCAAGGCAUGGACCUUGUGUGCUCAGCUCCCGCAUAUGUGCCCGAAACUGAGAUUGGGUUAAGCUCUACGUGUGCUGUAAGGCACAUGCACAGGCACAGGCACAGGCACAGACAGAAAACAACAGCACAGUGACCAAAACAACGCAGCCACGCAGCCAGCAGCCAGCAGCCAGCAGCCACGCUAUGACAUGACAAGUAUCUCCAACCCACUGCCCACACGGCGAGCAGGCCGACCCCCCCUCAGCUGCGCCGCUGCAGGCCCAGGCCGCCUAAACAAGCCUCUUAUCAAACUAGACCUUGGCCGCCGCCAGGCACACGCCCUAUCACAGCUGCCCGUCUUGCCAAGAUGCCCCAGUGCCCCUGACAAGGCCAGUAGCCUCAGGAACAUUUUGCUCGAUGCCGCCCUGCCGCCAUGACAAUCCUACCCACCCUCGUCCCCCCCCCACCGAGAAAGAAACCUUAUCCUCCUUUGUCCUGUGUGGUCGUGGGCGCUACCCUGUGGGCCGUUGGGACCCAGUGAAUAAGCAUGUCCCUCACUCCAUCUUACGAGCCUAGGCCGCCCCCCCGAUGGCCGGUCUUGCUGUGGUUCUGGCCCAGGGGAGGGGGGCCAGGGCUGCGCCGUCACUCUGCCGCCCACAUCCGCCCGCCUGUUUGUUGUUGCUUUGGUGUGCCCCUGGUGUCGUUUCUGGGCUGAUGCUGGUCCAUGUUCGUCCGGUAUUUGAACUGCCCGUUGCCCUCCUCCCUCGUUGUUUCUGUGUUUCCUCUUUCUGACAGCAUAGCACUCUCUAGUCAUUCCUUCACCAGAGCAGGCAACUCUCACUCUCUACACUCCGUAGCCAUCACUCCUUAGAGGCUUCGUCGAGCAAACAGACUUACACAACAGUCUAGUCACUCUCUUACAGAGACAACCACCACAGUCCUUCACCCGAAGAAAAAAAAACCACACAAAUACCGCAAACAUGCAGUUCCCCGCCAUGAAGCGUCUCCAGGUCCUGGCCGUCCUCUUCCAGGCCGCCCUCCUCACAUCUGCCCUCCCCAUCGAGAACCGUGGCACAGCAAUUCACUCCGGCAAGCGACUUAUGCUGUGGGACUACACCCUGACCCAGGCCUACGCCUCAAACGCCAACAUCCAGGCCUCUGCCUCUGCCCUCAGCACAUCCCCAGGCGUCGUCGCUGCUGUCAACUGGAACACAUGGAAGCCCGAGGAGCUGUCAGAUAUCGUCCCCUUCCAGCCCAUGAUCCGCACCCCUGCCCAGCUGCAGGGUGAUGAGUACAAGAACCUUGUCAGCAGCAUCCAGGCCCAGGGUGCCAACGCCGUUGUUCACUUCUACAACGAGCCCGACCUGAACGGUGUCGGUGCCGGCGACGCUGCCGCCGCCUGGAAGAGCUCUGUCCUGCCCCUGCGUGCCCAGUACGGUGUCAAGCUUGUCGGCCCCGCCGUUGCUAGCAACGACGCCGGCUCCGCGUGGCUCCAGCAGUUCUACGCCGCCCUCGGCCCCAACGAGAAGCCCGACUUCCUUGGCCUCCACUUCUACACCGGCGCCGAUACCCCCGCCGAGGCCGAGGUUGAGAACGCAAAGAAGUACAUCUCUGACAAGCACGGCGAGUACGGCCUGCCCGUCGUCGUCUCCGAGAUUGGCAGCACCAGCCGUGACCCCGCCAGCGUCGACACCUUCACCAAGUCCACCUCCGAGUGGCUCGACAGCCAGGACUGGGUCAACUCGUACGGCUUCUUCGGCGCCACCACCACCCCCGUCGACGGCUUCGUGAGCCCCGCCGCCCAGCUGCUCGACACCAGCGGUGCCUGGACCCCCCUGGGCCACUGGUGGGUCGGACAGUAAGCGGGAGGCAUAGGGACGAGACGGUUGGGAACCAAAACACUCUUCAUGAUGAACUGCCGCUUCGUUACUUCGCUUCUCCUCCAACCCAAACGUAGGGUCUUUUAGAACGAACUUUGGGUAUGUGUUACGACUUCAUUGCAUAAUGAAUUAGUUUCAGUAAAUACAUACUGUUUG